This is a messenger RNA of Plasmodium gallinaceum, 15741 nucleotides long. RefSeq names its product conserved Plasmodium protein, unknown function. Lineage: Eukaryota; Apicomplexa; Aconoidasida; Haemosporida; Plasmodiidae. The transcript has a single exon. The record is from RefSeq and is a predicted model, not a curated record. Bases 1 to 15741 code for a protein of 5246 amino acids.
AUGAAAAGUUAUUCACUGAAUAAUUUAGAUAAUAAGAGUAUCAAUAAUAUUUAUAAAAAAUUGAUAGAAAAUAAUACAAAUCACAAUAUAAAUAACUUAAGUAAUCAUGAAGAAUGUAAUACAGAUGAAAAAAAUAUGAAAGAUGAAAUUGUAAAUGAAGUUUUAAAACUAAAGACAGAAUUGAAAAAUGUUUUAAUGGAAAAUAAUGAAUUAAAAAAAAAAUACAAUGAAGAUACAGAAAAAUUAAAUUUAGUUGCUUUAAAAAAUGCUACUAUAUUAAAUGAAGUUUCUGAUGAAAAAAAAACGAUUCAAAUUGAAUAUAAUAAUUAUAAGAUUGAAUCAAUGAAAGACAUAAAAAGAUUACAAGAUGAAUUAGAUAAAAAUGUAAUAAUGCUAAAUUGCCUUAAAGAUGAAAUAUUAUUUAAAGAAGAAGAAUUAAGAAAAGCAGAAGUCAUUGAAAAACUUUAUAAGCAAGAAACAGAAAUGAAUCAAGAAAAAGAUAUUAAAAUAAAAAAUUUAGAAAAAUUAUUGAAUGAAAAAAAUAAUAUUAGUGAACAAGAGGCAAUUGAUAGAUUAACUGAAAAAAAUAUUAAAGAAGAAAUAGAAUUAAUAAGAAAAGAAUUAGAAAAAAAAAAUAAUGAACUAAUAAUUCUAAAUAAAAAAUAUGAAAAUUUAAAAAAAACAAAUAGAGAAAUAGAAAGGAAAAUAAGUUUUUUGAAAGAAGAAGUGGAUUAUUACAAGAAUAAUGAAAAUAGUUUUAUAAUGCAAAAUAUUUUUAAUUCAGAAAAUAAUUUAGAUGAUUCUAUUUGUAAAAAAAAUCUUAUGAAAAUUUAUGUCUUAUAUAAUGUAUUAUACAAAAUAAUUUUAUAUGACCAAAGAAGUUUGCUUGAAAAAGAAAAAUUUGCUUAUUCUCUUGAAAAAGAGAAUACUCAUUUUUUGAAAAAAUUUAUCACAGAUGAAAUUUAUUGUCAAUAUUUAAAAGACUGUAUUAGUAAAAUAAAUUUAACAUAUCAAAUAGAUCUUCAUAAGCAAGAAAAAAAAUAUAUGAUAUUAAAUUCAGAAUAUGAUAUACUUUAUAAUAAAUUUUUGCAUGAAAAAAAUGAGAACUGUUUGUUAAAUGAAAAAUACGAAAACAUAAUUUAUAACCAAAAGGCAGAAAUAAAUAAUUUGAAAAGUCAUAUAAGUACACAAGACAAAGAUAAGGAAAUUUUAACAAAAUAUAUAGAUAAUUAUAUAACCUAUAUAGAAAAUUCUUAUGAAAAAUAUUGCAUUUUAAAAAAUGAUUACAAAAAUUUAGAAGAAUCUUUUAAUGAUCUUGAAGAAAAAAAUAAAAAUUUAAUGAAUUUAGUUAAUGGAAAUGAUAAAUAUGCAAACAUUUUAUUUGAAAAUAAUAACCUAAAAACAAAAAAUACGAUAACAUUAGACAUAGAUCAUAUAAAAUUAAUUAAAAAUGAUAUUAAAGAUAAAGAUAUUCAAAUUAUAGAAUUAGAAAGUAGAAAUUUAGAAUUAGAAAAGCAAAUAGACAAACUAAAUGAAGAGUUAUUAAAAAAUAAAAAGAAUAAAUACACAGAAAAUGAAUCUUUGAAGUUAAAGGAAUUAUGUUACGAUUUAAAAGAUAUUUGUUCUAAGUUAGAAUUAGAAAAUAAAGAAAAAAAUUAUAUAAUAGAUGAUCUUACUGAAAAGUUAAGUCAAGCAGAAAAAAAAAAUAAAGAUAACCAAGUAAUAUUAGAAUUAUCAGAAUUCAGGAUUCAAAAUUUUAAUGAUAACGUAAAAUAUUAUCAACAAAAAGUAAAUGAAUUAAGUGAAAAAUUACAAAAAAAAGAAGAGGAAAUAGCUAUUUUUCAAGAUUACAAUGAAAGAUUAAAAGAUGAAAAAGAAAAAAUGGUUUUUGAAAAUGAAAAAAUAAUAAAAACUUUAGAGGAAAUUCAAGAAGAAAAUGAUAAUUUGAAAAAGGAAAGGAAUAUUAUAAGAAAUAAUAUACUUGAUAAUAGUGCAUUAUUGUUAAAUGACAUAUAUUAUUCAAAUGAAAAUCCUAUUAUUAAUAUGAACGAUAUAAAUAAUAAAAUUUCAGAUAAUGAAAGUAAAGAAGAAAAAGGUAAUAUUUACAAAGAUAUUUUAAAAUUAAAACAAUCUAAAAAAAAAGUAGUGCAAGAAAAAAAUGAUUUAGAAGCUAAAAUAGAUAAGUUAACAGAUGAAAACAUUUUAUUAAUUAAAGAGAAUGAAGAAGUUUUUGACAAAUUACAAAUGUUAUCAAAGGAAAAUAUAAAAAUGAAUAAUGAGUUAAUACGUGCUAAAGCGGAUGCAGAAAAAUCUUUAUUUUAUUUAGAUCGUGAAAAAAAAGAGAAAUUAAAAUAUAAAUUAUUAUUAAGAAAAAGAAAAAGAAAAAACAAAAAAAUGUAUAACAUCUUUAACAAAAUGAUGAAUACAGUAAGACACUUAAUUAUAAACAUAAAAAAAAUAGAUAAGGAAAAUAAAAAAAAUGAUAUUAACAAUUCUUUUUUUAUUUCAUCUUCUUCUGAAGAUAAUUUUGAAGAAGGUAUGUUAUCGGCAAAUGAUAAUUCUAAUACUCAGUUGAUUUUAUCUUCUAUUACUAAAUCAAAAAAUAGCAAUAAUAAUACAAGUAUUGAUGGAAAAAAUAGUAUGCAAAGCAAAUCAACCAAAGUUUUUAAGUUACCUGAAGAUAUAAGUAGUUUAAAGUUUAUUGAUAAAGGAAAAAACAUUCAUAAAAGAAAAAAAAAAAAGACAGUUUACAUGAGAAUACGAAUGCAUAGAUUCUCUAUAUGUAAUAAUUUUAAAAUUAAUUUAAUAAAAUAUAAAAAGGCAUAUAAAGAACUAAAUAAUACAUUGUAUUUUUUAAAUGAAAAAAAAAAUGAUAACUUGAAUAUUUUAGAAAUCCAAUCUAAAAAUGUAAAAACUCUUGAAACAUUUUAUUCUUUACCAAAUAGUACAGAUUCAAAAAUAAUAACACAUGAAAAAAAAAAAAAAAAAGAAAAUGAUUUUUCAUUUUUCGAAAUAGAAAAGUUGAUAAAUGACAUAAAUUAUGUAAAUAGAAAAUACGAAUCAAAAGUAAAAGAAACUUUAAUAAUGCAAAAAAAAUUAAUAGAUAAUGAAAAGGAGUUUCAUAAUACCAAUAUAAAGUAUGAAAAUUUAUUAAAUGAACACGACUCUUUAAUAUCAGACAUAAAAGAAAGAACUGAAAAAUUAUCAACUAUUGAAAAAGAUUAUAAUUUGCUAUUUGUUAAAUAUAAUGAAACACAAGAUGAAAUAAAAAUGCAUGAACAGAAGACACAAGAAAUAUUUAAUGAAUGUAAUGAGUUAGUUGAAUACAUGAAAAAAAAAGAAAAUAAAAUAAAAGAGUUUGAUGAACAUAUAAAAAAAAUAGAAAUAAAAUACAAAGAAGAAAAGGAGAAGAAUGAUAUAUUAACAAAAGAUAACAUUUCAUUAGAUAAUUUAAAUUCUAAAUACAAGGAAGAUAUAGAAUUAUAUAAAAAAAAAUGGGAUAGUAUGCAAACAGAAUUAAAAUUAAGGUUGUCAAAAAUUGAAGAACUUGAAUUAAUUCAAAAAAAUGCAGAAAAUGAAAUAUUUUAUCUUAAAUCAGCUACUUAUAAAUUUGAAAUGAAUUUAAAGGAAGCCCAUGAUGAAUUAAACAGAACAAAUGAAUCUGUAGUAAAAUUAAAAAAAGAAGUAAACGAAAAAAAAAUGAAUAUAGAUAUAUUGAAAGAACAAAUAAUAAAAAGGGAUUACUUUUUAUAUAAUAUAAAUAAAUCUUAUAAAUCGAAAGAAUAUUUUUACAAAAAUUUGAAACAAAGAGUUCAAGGUUUCAAUAAAACAUUUAUAGAACUAUGUGAAAAUUUUGAAAUGAGUGAAAUAAAAAAAUUUAAUGAACUUUACGAAGAUUUUGAAUAUAAUGAUAAUGAUUAUAAAAAAAAUGUUUCAAAUUUUUUAAUGAAUAAAAAGGAAGCGUUUUUAGAUACUGCAGAAGAAAUUGUGAAAAAAGUAGAUGUAUUAGCAGAAUUUAAUUCAAAAUAUGAAGAGGAAAAAAAGGAAAUGAUAAAUAAAAUCAAAGAAUUAGAAAAUAAGUUAAAUAUCAAAAUGAAUGAAAAUAAUUUAUUAUAUGAACAAUAUGAAAAUAAUUUAAAAAAUAUUUUAGUUGAAAGAGAUGAAAGAGUAGAGGAUUGUAUAAUACUUUCGGAAGAUGUGAAAAAAAAAAAUAAUGAAAUAAAUAUUUUAAUGAAAGAUUUGGAAGAUAAAAAUAUAGAAUUAAAUGAAGUAAACAUGAAAUGUACCUUUUUAAGUAAUGAAGUUCAAAAUUUAGAAAACGCAAAAAAUCAUCUUAAAGAGAAAUUAAGAGACAUUGAAACUAAUCUAGAUAAACAAAUAGAUAUUUUAAAAAAAGAAAAUGAUUAUUUAAGAGAUGAUGUUUAUAAUUUAAAAAAUAUUAUUCAUAAUUUAGAUAAUGAUAUAAUUAAAUUGAAGGAUACAGUAGAUAACUUAAACCAAGAAAAAUAUGAGUACGAAAAAGAAAUAGAUAAAUUAAGAGAAAUAAUAGAAGAAGAGAAAAAGUUUAAUGAUAUACUGAAAGAAAAUGAACAAAAUUUUAUAAAAGAAAUAAAAGAAGCACACUUAUAUGCUGUCACAAAAGAAGAAGAAAUUAAUACAUUAAAAUUAAAUUAUGAAUUAGAACAAAAAAAAUAUAUAGAUCAAAUCGAUAAAUUAAAAAUACAAAAUGACGAAAUUAAUAAUUCAGUUAAAAAUAAAUUAAAGGUAGUUUCUGAUUUAGAGGCAAAAAUGCUUGAAUACAAAGUGUUAUUAGAUAAAAAUACAAGCAUGAAAAUGUUAGUUCAAGAUUUAGAAAAUAAAAUUGAUGAUUUAAUAAAAGAUAAUGAAAAAUUGAGUGUGGAUUUAAAGAAAGAAAAAAUAUUAGGACAAGAAAAAGAAAAAAAUAUAGUUUCAUUAAAUGAAAAUAUUAAAAUAUUUGAGAAGAAAAUACUGGAACACGACUCCAUGUUAUUAAAAUUAAAAGAUGAAAAGGAACAGUUAAAUCAGGAAAUUCUGAUAUUAAAUGAUAUUAAAAAAAAUAAGGAUCAUUUAAUAGAAGAAUUAGAAAAUAAUUUAAGAAGAGCAGUAUUUGGUGAUAUUAAAAUAAGUGAAAUAGAAAAAACAAAAUUAGAACAUAAAAUUUUUACUGAAGAGGAUUUAGGGUUAAAUGGAGAUGUAGAUUUUAAUGAUUUAGUUAAUUCAAAAUUAUGUAUUUUCAAUAAUAAUAAUAAUAACAUAAAUGUAAAAGAGUUAAAAAAAUACAGUUUGCUCUUAAAAGAAGAAAACGAUAAUAUAAAACAAGAAUUAAGAAAAUUAAAAGAUAAAUUAUUAAUUGAUGAAAGGAAAAAUGUUGAAAUGGAAAGAACAAUAGAAAGAAGAGAUGAAAUUAUACGAAAAAUGAAUAAUGAAAUUAUAUCUUAUAAUGAAAAAAUUAAAAAUCUAGAGAAAGAUACAAGUCAGCUUAAUUCAGAAUUAUAUGCAGUUAAUGAAUUACUUGCAUUAAGAAGUGAUGAAUGCAAAGAAUUAUCCAUGGAGUUAUAUGAAUUAACAGAUGUUAAAAAUAAAUUGAUAACUAAAAACGAAGUUUUCCAAAAACAAAUAGAAUUUUUUAAACAACAAAUUGAAGAAAAAUCAGAAAUACUGAAUGAUUUAGAUAUGAAAAAAGUAGAAAAUGAUUAUAAAGAAAAUGAGAAAAAUAAUAUAAUUAAUGAAUAUAACAAAACUUUAAACUUCUAUUAUAAAAUAUGUUCUCAUAUUAUUUAUUAUAAAAAAUAUAUUGAAAAAGAAUUAAACACAAAAGAUAAUGUGGAAAAUGAAAUAUUAAUCAAUUCAUUAAACUUGAGUAAUGUUAGUGAUUCAAUAAAUAAUGAAUUAACUAAUUUAAAAAUUAAUGAUACUAAUGAAAUAUCAGAUUAUAUAAAUGAAUUUUUAAAAUGUGUGAGAUUGCUAAUAUUUAAAAAAAGAGUGUUUGAAUCAAAAUUAGAAAAUGCAGAAAAAAAAUAUAAUGAUUUUAAAGAAAAAUUAAAAGAAGAUAGAGAGUUAAUCAAUGAUUUAAAAAAAAAAUUAAGACAAAACGAAGAAUAUAAUUUAAAUAAUAAAAAUAGUUACGAUAAUAACCAAUAUAAUAAAUGUGUAAAUAAUAAAUCUCCAAUUAAUUAUAAAGAAACAAUUUUCGAAAUAUUAAAUAGUGAUAAAAAUAAAAUGGUAGAAGAAAAAAAUAACAUGUUUUUAAAAUAUGAAAACGAAAAAUUAAUUGAAGAAAAUAAGUAUUUGAAUGAUCAAAUACAUAAUUUAUAUAACUUACAGAAUAGUGUAAAUGAGUUAAAAAAAAAAAAAGAAAAAAAUGAAAAUGACAAUGAGCAAACUGAUUAUACAUAUGUAGCUGAAAAUAAGUGUUUAAAGUUGCAAAUAGAGACAGUAAAUAAUGAAUUAAAUAUAUAUAAAAAUAAAAAUGAAUAUUUAAAAAAAAAAAUAGAAAAUUAUGAAGAAAUAAUUGAUAAUUUGCAAAAUAAAAUAAUAAAUAUUAUUGAUAAACAAAAGGAAUGCGAUGAGGAGUUUUAUAAAAUGGAGAAAGAACUAGAAAGAAAGAGUAAAUACAUAGAAAAUUUGAUAAAAAAAAGAAAGGAAGAUCAAGAAAGUUUAGAGAUAGAGUACUCUAAAAGCUUGAAAUUCGAAAAAGAAUUUUUAUCUUUGAAUGAUGAAAUAUUUAAAAAAGAAUCAAAAAUUAAAGAAUAUGAAGAAAUUUUAAAGAAGUUAAAUGAGGAUAUAAAGGAACACAUAAAAGAAAAAGAACAACUAAAAGAGUAUGUUGAAAAUAUGAAAACCAAAUAUGAAUUAUUUGAAAAUAAGUACAAUGAACCAUUUGAUGUAUUUGAAAAAGAAAAAGAACGCGAAUCUGAAAUAAAAAAGAAAGAUGAAAAUGAUUUAUUAGGAAAAUUAAAAAAUUAUGAUGAAAUUAUAACAAAUUUAUUAGAUGAAAAAGCUAAAUUAUUACAUAAAUAUGAUGAAUUAAAAAAGAUAUUUGAUGAAAAAUUAAAAACUCAAUCCAUGCUUCAUGAAGAAAUAAGUGAGUUAAAAAAAAUUAACGAAGAUUUAAGUGAAAAAAAUAAUUCCUUGUCUGAAAAUGUUAAAAAUUUAGUUAAAGAAAAUGAACAGUAUAAUAUGAAAUUUUUAAAUUUAGAUAAAGAAAAACUCGAUUUAUACAUGAAAUAUUUAAAAGCAUCUGAAGAAUUAAAUAAUAUUUCAUCUUCUAAUUUACAUGAGAAAAGUAAUUUAAAAAAAAAUGAUGAUAAACUAAUGAAUUCCUUAUUGUUAAUAGAAAAAGAAAUAAAAGAAAAAGAAGAAAAUUUAGAAAUUAAAUUAAAUAGUAUAAAAAAAUAUGAUGGUAAAAAUAAUAAAAAGGAAACUGAAGAUAUAGAACAACAAAAGGAUAUUAUAAUAAAAAAAAUAAAAGGUGAAAUUAACGAUUUAACUAUUGAAAAUGAUUUACUAAAGGUAAAAAUUAGUGAAUUAGAAAGUUUAAAUAAAAAUAUAUUUAAUGAUAAUAAAGAAUUAAUUAAAAUUAUUUCUUCCAUAGACGGUAAAAAUAUAUCAGAUAAAAAUGAUGGAAACUUAAAAAUUUUAGAAAUAGAAAAUUCUAAUAAUUAUAAGGAUUUGGUGACUGAAAACAAAUUAGAAAAAGAAGAAAAUGAAAACUUAAAAUUAGAAAUUAAUAAUCUAAAAUAUAAAAUUGAUGAAUAUAAAAUUAUUAUGAAUAAAAAUUCCCAUUAUGAGAAAAGUUACAAAAAAGUGAAAAAUUACUUAUUCUACUUGAAUGAUAAAAUUAAAACAUUCAUAGAAAUAUUCAAUGAAAGCAAUUUCAAUUAUGAAUACUUUAGAACAGAACUAAAAAAAAUAAAAUCAACAAAUUUAAUGAUUAUAGAAGAUGUUUUUGAGUCUAUCGAUGGAAUUGCAUCAAAAAAAAAUCUUCCAAGUGAUUAUUCAUUAGAUGAUGAUAACAGUAGCAUUUACUCACAAGUAAUCGUAAACUUUUUUACGGCUUACAAUAAUGAAAGACAUGAAAAUGACAUUAUUAUUAAUAGAGAGGAAUUAAACAAAUUUUAUAAAUUUAUUAUAAAGUUAAAGGAGGAAUAUAAAAAAAAAUGCCUAUUAACAGAAAACCAAAAAUAUAUUAUUGAAGAGUUAAAUAAGGAAGUAUUCAAUUAUUCAAAACAAAAUGGAAAACAUCAGGAGGAAAAAGAAAAAUUGAGAAACAGAAUUAAUGAAAUAAUUAAUGAAAAUUCUAUGAAUAUUGAAGAGUUCUCAAAGAUGCGUGAAAGCUUAUUAAAUAAACUUGAAGAAGAAAUAAAUAAAAACAAAAAAUUAUCUGAAGAAAAAAAUGUGGAAAAUAAACAUAGCAAUAUAUAUGAGAAAAUUCAAAUAAAAGUAGAAAGUCCAUUAAGUUUAAAAAAUAUUGACGAUAAUAUAAAGGAUGAGGAAAAAGACAACAGGAAUCUAAAUAAAAUUUCUAUUUUAUUAGACGAAUAUAAAGAAUUAAUAGAAAGUAGAUCUAAAUUGUUAGUAGAAAAUAAUAAAUUUAUGUCAGAAAAUGAUACAUUAAAAGAAGUUAUAAAAAACAUGGAUGAAAAAAUAAAUAAUUUAAUAGACGAAUUAAAUGAAAAAAAUAUUGUAAUUAAUAAUAAAAAUUUUGAAAUAGAACAAAUGAACUUAGAUAAAACAAAAUAUUCAAAAAAUGAAACAAAUAAUGUUAUAAGAGAAUAUGAGGAAAUAAUUUUAAUAAUUGAACAAAAAAAUAAUGAAUUAGAAAACAAAUAUGAAAAAUUAAAAAAAUGUAAUAAUGAAGUAAAUAGUAAAUAUAAUAACUUAUUCAAUGAAUAUAAUUCAUUAAAAGAUUUUUUAAAGGAAAAAAAAAAUGAAGCUAGUGUUUCUGAUUUAAAAGAAAAAGAUAAUGUAGAAAAUGAUAUUUCGGAAAAUAAAAAAAAUAAAGAAAACAUUACAAAUUAUAUAGAAUCACUUGAUUUGUUAAAAGACAAUAAUUCAUUAACAUUGAAAAAGCAUAUAAAUUUAAUUGAACUUUUAAAUAAUGAUUUCAUAAAAAACAGUGAACUUGAAAAUUUUAUAAAUUUAUUAAAAAAGGAUAUUAAUAGUAUAAUGAAUGAUAAUUAUUACAAUGAAUUGAUUUCAACGAAAAACGAAUUGAUUAAAAAAAUAAAAGAAAAAGAAAAUGAAGUAAAAAAUUAUGAGAUUGUUAUAAAUAAUAUGAAUUUAUGCUUGGAUAACAAAGAAGAAGAAAUUGAUAACCUAAAAUAUAUUUAUGAAGAAGAAUUAAGAAUAAAAGAAAAUUUACAAAAAAAACUAGAUGAAAGUCAUAAACAAAAAAAUUCUGACAUUUUUUUGAAGAAUGAAGAAAUGUUUUUAAAAAUAGAAAGCGAUUAUGAAACAUUAUUAAAUGAAUAUAAAAUAUCUUUACAUUCAUUAGAAGAAGCUAAUAGAAAAUUAGAAGAAUUAAAAAAUGAAAAAGAAGAAAAUGAAAAAAUAAAAGAAAAAGAGGUAAAAGAAAAAGAAUUAAUUAUAAAAAAUUUAGAAUCAAUUAAUAAUCAACUUGAAGAAAAAAUAAAUGAAAUAAAAAAAUCGUUAAAUGAAGAAUUAGAGUUAAAAGAAAAUGUAAUAAAAAAAAAAUUAGAAAUUCUUGACACAUUAAACAAUGAAAUUAAAUUUUUAAAUAAUGAGAAAAAUACAAAUAACACUUACAUUAAAGAAUUAGAGCUAAAAGUAGCCAAUUCAAAUAAUGAAAUAAGUACAUUAGACAGUUUUUUAAAAGAUUCAAAAGAAGAAAUUAAUUUUAUAAAAAAUUUAUUGAAUGAAAAAGAAAAUGAAAUAUCUGAACUUAAACAAAAAAUAGAUAAUUAUAUAAAUCAUGUAAAUGAUAGUAAUAUAUGUAAUAAAAAUUUAGAUGUAAAUAAUAGAAAUAUUAAUGAAACAGAAACAAGCAAAAAAAGUGAGGAAAUAAUUUAUUAUGAAAAUGAAAUUGAUCAUUUAAAAAAAAGUAAUCAGAUUGAAAAUGAUUUGCAUUAUAAAAAAUUAAAUGAAUUAAGAACAGAAUUAAAAAAUUCUUUUACAAAUUAUAAUAAACUGAAAUUUGAUACGAAUAAAAAAAUUGAAGAAUAUGAAGAGGAGGCUAAAAAUUUAAAAUAUUAUAUGAACAUAUUAGAAGAAGAGAAUGAAAAAAAAAAUAAAAAAUAUGCAUUAGUUGAAAUAGCUAUAAAGGAAAUGGAUAAUGAAAUUAAAAUUCUCAAAGAUGAUAUAGAUCAGAAAAAUAUGUAUAUAAAAGAUCUUGAAAAUACUAUUGAAAAAAAUUCAAGAGAAAUGGAAAUUUUAGAAGAAGAUACAAAAAUAUUAGAACAUAAAAUUAUAACUUAUAUUGAAUCUAAAAGAAACAAUAUUGAAGAGUUAAUAAAUCAAAUAAAUAAUGAGACAAAAACAAAAUAUUUAUCAUUUAUUAAAAAUGUAAUGAUUAAAGUUCAUCAGAAUUAUAUGAAAAAAGAAUUAAAAGAAGAAAUUGAUGAUACUUUCAUGAAAAAAGAAAAAGAUAUUAUAUCCUUAGAAGAAACAUUAAAUAAAAUGAUUUCAGAAAAAAAUAAAUAUGAAAAGGAAAUUAAUGAAAAAAAACAAGAAUUAAAUAUUUUGAAUGACAAAAAAAAUUCUUGUAAUGAUGAAUUGAAUAAUCUAAUAAAUGAAUAUGAAAAUAAAAAAAAAGAAAUAAAUAAUAAAUUAAAUGAAAUUGACAUGAAAGAAAAAAAUAUAAUACAUAAAGAAAAUGAAUUAAUGCAUCAAAAUGAAAAAUUUAUGAUUAAAGAAAGUGAAUUAAUAAAAAGAAAAGAAGAAUUAGUCAAUAGGGAAAAUGAGUUAAUACAAAAUAAAGAAGAUUUAAUAAAUAAAACUAAUGAAUUAAUGAUUAAAAAAGAAGAAUUAAAUAAUGAUAAAAUUCAUAUGGAAGAAUUAAAAAAUGAUUUAAUGAUUAAAUUUGAAAAAUUAUAUAGUGCUCAUAAUGACAUAAAAAUGAAAGAAACAAAACUAAAAAAAAUUUAUGAAAAAUUAAAAGAUCAUAACAUUAUAGAAUUAUUGGAUGUUAAUAAUAAUGAAAGUGUAUUAAAUGAUUCCUUAAAUAACAAUAUAAAAAAUUCUCCUUCAUUAAAGAAAUUAGCAGAAGAUGAUGUUGAUAAUGAAAAUGAAAGUCUAAAUUUAGAUUCACUUGAAUAUACUACAUAUUUUAAGGAAUUUAAAAAAAGAAUUAAAAAUUUAAAAAGUGAUUUAAUAAAUCGUGAAAAGGAUUUAGAAAUAUACAAAAAAACAUUUGAAAUCGAAAAAAAAGAAAAAGAAAUUUAUAAAAUAGAAUUAGAAAAAUUAAAGGAAUUAUUAAACAUUGAGCAAAUGAAUAAAAAAAAUAUAGACGAAGAAUUAGCAAAAUAUAAAAGUGAUGAUACUAAUAUUUUGACAUCCUUAAAAGAAUCAGAAGCAUUAUUAAAUGAAAAAAAUAAACAAAUCUUAGAUUUACAACAAAAAUUAAUUGAAUUUUCAAAUGAAAUAAACAUACUAGAUAAUAAUAAAAAUCUUUUACAAGAAAAAAAUGAUGAUUAUGAGAAGAAAAUUGAGGAUUUAAAUUCAGUAAUUAAAGAUUAUGAAAAGGAAAUAAAUGAAUUAAAUAAAGAAAAAUUAAGUAUUACUAAAAAAUCAAUAGAAAAAAUAAUAUAUGAUGGGGAAGAUAUUAAAAAACUAAAAGAUAAUUUAGAUGAAGCUCAUGAAUUGAUAAUAAAUUUAAAAAAUAAAAAUGAGGAAUUAUAUAACAUAAAUAUAGAAUUACAACAAGCUAAUAAAGAUAUGCGGUGUGACAUUGAUAUUUUACUAGCCAAUAUUGAGAAUAUGAAUGAUGAAAAAAUAUUUAAUGAAAAAAAAAUAAAAGAAGAUGAGGUGAAAUAUAAUGAAUUAAAAAUAAUUUAUGAAGAAAAAGUAGAAGAAUGUAAAAAAAUAUUUAAUAUGUUAAGUUUAAAAAUGAAAAAAAAAUUAGCAUUAGAAAAAGAACAAGAAGGUGGAAAAUUAGAAAACAACAAUAUUAAUAAUAGUAUUGUAAGCAUUUAUGAUGAAUCAGAUGUAGAUCAAGAUAGAAAAAUUUUUCAUGAAUUAAAUCAAAAAAAUAAAAUAAUUGAAUCUUUAAAUGACAAAAUAUCUCAAUAUGAUAAAGAAAAUUUAAAAAAACAAGAAAUUAUAUAUGAAUACAAAAAUAUAAUUAAUAAUAUUUCAAGUAAAAUACAUAUAUUUGAAGAGAAUUUACAUUUUUUAAUACAGUUAAACGAAUUUAUAAAUGAAAAUGAUUGUAGUUAUGAAAAUGUGUUGCUUUUAUUAAAAGAUUCUAUGAUAUAUAAAAAAAUUCUAAAUAAAAUUUUAUAUGAAAACCAAUUUUAUAAUAAAAUUAUUUUAAUAAAAGAAUGUUUGUUCGAUAUGAUAAGAAAAAAUACAUCUAGUGUAAAAGAGACUUUGAAAUUAAGUCUAUUAAAAAAAAAAAAUUCUAAGAAAAUGGGAGAUUUAAUCGAUAAUAACCCAUUAUAUUAUAGCGAAAAUUUAGAUUCAUUUCACAAAACAAAUGAAGAGUUGACAGACAAUUUAGAUAAUAAAUUAAAAAAUAUAGAUGAUGAUUUUGGUAAUUUUGAAAACGUAUGCAUUGAUAUAUAUAAUUCUUACAAAAAGAAUGAUUGGAAUAAUAUACAUAAUAAAUUAAGUGAGUUAGAAUAUCAUUUUAUAAAUAUUUUAAAUAAUAUUAUAAAUGAAAUUAAAAAGAUAAAUAAAAACAUAAAUAUUGAAAAGGAGGAAUUAAAAAAAAAUGUUAAAAUAUUAAAGAAAAAAAUGAAUUCAUUAUCUAAUGAUUUUUUUAAAAAUGUAGAAGAAUUAGAUAAAUUAAAAAACCUUUUAACAAAAGAAUCUGCAAAAAAUGAAAUAUUAUUAAAAGAAAAUGAAGAGUUAAGUAUGUUAUAUAAGAAAUUAAAUGAUGACUAUAAUGACAAAGUAGUUAUCAUUCAAAAUAAUGAAUAUGAAUUAAAAAAUUUGCAAGAACAGUUAAUUGAAAAAAACCAAACAAAAACAAGGACGGAAAAAAUAAAUUAUUAUCUUAAAACAGAUUUAAACUAUUUAAAUACUUCACUAGAUCAAGCCACACACAGUUUAAAUGAAUUAAAUCAUGAAAAUAUGAAAAAUAAAAUAAUAUUAAAAGAAUUAACAGAAAAAAAUAUUUAUCUUAAAAAUGAGAUAUGUGAAAAAGAAAAAAUUAUAGAAAAUCUAGAAAAAAAUUUAGAGUCAAAAAAUAAUGUAAUAAAUGAAUUAAAAGAAUUCAAUGAAAUUUUAAUUAAAAAUAUAGAAGAGAAAAGUGAGUAUAACGAACAUAAUAAAAACGUAAAUGAAGAAGACAAUAAAAGAAAAAUAAAUAAAAAUAAAUCAAGUAGCAUAUAUAAAGAAGUAUUUACAAACGAACCUUAUGAAGAAAUAAAUAAGAAGGAGUUAGUGAUAAUAAUAAACAAAUUAGAAAAUGAUAAUGAAAUAUUAGUAGAAGAAAUGGAAAUGUUGAAAAAUAAUUUUGAUGUAUUAAAAGAAAAGAAAAAGGAAUUAGAAGAAAUUAUAAAUAGUAACGACAUAGCAUUAAAUAAAAAAGAAAUAGAACUAAAUGAUGCUAUAAUAGAAAAAGAAAAAGUGAUGGAAGAAAUAAAAAGAUAUAAAAUUAAAUGCAUACAAAUAAUAGAUAUAUGCUUUAAUAAAGACUUUAAUAUAGUUGAUAUAAGAGAGAAAAUAACAGCGAUUUUUGAAAAUGAAGAUGAAGAGAUAAUAGAUAUUAUAAAUUGUCAUAAAAGCAUGUUGUACAAUAACAAAAUAGAAAAAUCUAAUGAAUUACAAGAUGAUACAAUAAGUUUAGAACAAGAUAAAGUUAUACACAUUGAAGAAAUGAGUAAAAAAAAUGAGGAGUUAAUAAAAAAAAAUGAAGAAAUAUGGAAACUAAACAAAUAUAUUGAAGAUUUAAAUAGAGAUAUUACAGAUAAAAAUUAUAUUAUAAUUAAAAAUCAACAAGAUAUUGAAAAUAAAGAUGACUUAUUAGAAAAAAAUAAAAAUUAUAUUAAUUUUUUAAAAGAUCAGAUAAAACUAUUAUGUAAUAAUAUUGAUGAAAACAAUUUAUUUGAUAUAAAUAAUGUUAAAUUGUCUCCUGCACUUAGAAGUAUUAUAAAAAGAAGUAGCUUUAAUAAUAACAUACAUGAUAAACAUAACGAAAAAGAAAAAACAAAUUAUGAAGGUAUUAUGAGUGAAGAUAUAUUAAAAAAAAGUGAUAUUUUUGAUCAAAGUGAAAAAAGAUUAUCUGACUAUAAUAAUCAAGAGCAUUUUAAUUUUUAUGAUGAAAAUGAAGUAAAAAUUGAAGAAAUGAAAUUAGAAGUAGAUGAAUUAAAUGAUAAGUUAAAAAAUGCAGAUUCACAAAUAAAAAUUUUGAAACAGGAAAAUAAUGAUUUAAUAGAAAAAUGUGAAUUUUUAAGAGAGGAAUUAAAAAAUACUCAAGGUACAAAAAGACAUUUAAUGCUAUGUGAAAGUAGGUUAAAUAUAUUACAAAAGGAAUUGGAAGAUAAACAAAAAAAAAUAGACGCACAAAACAAAACUGUAGAUGAAUGUGUAGAUAUAUAUGUAGAAGAGAAUUCUGAAAAUUUUAAUAAAAUAUUAGAAUUAAAGAAAGAAAAUGAAAAAUAUAAAAUAGAAAUUAACAUUAGUAAUGAUGAAAUAUUUAAACUGAAAAAUGAAGUGCAAAUUUACAAAAACGAUAUAAAAAAUUUAAAUUCAACUCUUGAUUUUUAUAAAUCUAUUCAUGAUGAAUUAAUGAAUGAAUUUAACACGGAAGAAUCGCAUAAUGUAUAUUAUAUAAAAUUAUGUGAACAUUAUAAAAAAGAAAAUGAAAAUUUUAGGGAACAUAUUAAAUCAGAAGAAGAAAACAAAAAACAACUUUUGAACAGUAUAAUGGAAAUAAGGAAUCAAUUAAAUAAAACUAUGAAAGAAAAUUACGAAAUAACGUUAGAUUUAGAAUUUUUUCAAAUGCAAAAUAGCUUGCUAAAAGAUAGUUGCAAUUAUUAUAAAGAAAGAGAAUCUAUUUUAAUAAAUAAUAUAGAUGAAAAUAAUGAUAAUUUAAAAAUUAUAGAAAAUUAUAAAGAAGAAAAUUUAAAAGUCUUUAUAAAAAAAUUAAAAGAAGAAAUACAAAAAUUGCAUGAUGAAAUAAAUAAAAAAUCAAAAACAAUUGUAUCUUUAAAAUAUCAAAUCAAAGAAUAUCAUUUUGAAGAAUUUUCUAAAAAAAGUGGAAAUUUACAGAAUAAUGAAGUUGAAGAAAUAAUAAAUAUAAAUAAUAUGACUUAUAUUCAAAACAAUUUAUGUAUAUACAUAAAUUUAUUUAAAAGUGUUUUAUUUAUUAUCAGUGAAAUUUUGUUUUUUACUGAUCCAACUAAUAGCUUGUAUUUUGAGAUAUUGACACUUUUAAAAUUAAAAAAUGACAAUGAGUCAGAAGCAGAAUUGGACACAACGAUACAAAAUUUUAAGUUUUCUAAAAUAGAUUGUGAUAAUAUUUUCCAAUCUGUUCUCAAAUCAAAACAUAUUUUAAGAGAAAAAUUGCAGCUUUUGCAAUUAAAAAUUUGUUAA